AUGGCCGGUAUCGAGCAGCUCGAGAUUCACUCCAAGUCGUACAUUGUCCGAUGGGUCAAAGUAGACGAGGGCCACACAAUUUCAUGGAGUGUCCAACCGCACAAAAAGUCCAUCAACUUCGGGAUCGUCAAGCAUCCCGGCAGCGGCACCACCGACCUUACCGUCAACCAGUCCGAAGAAGCGACCGACGCCCUAGAUGGCACAUCCGAGAGCGGCAAGAAAGGCGUCUUCGCAAAGAAGGACUCGAGCAACGCCCAGGAACAGUUGAUAAAGAAGGGGUUCAAGGUCGUCCACUGGCAUGGGAAAUGCGAGGCCGACAAGGUAUCCACGGGCACCUGGGACGUGUACCACGAUCACGGUGGCAUGUAUGGCCUCAUUUUCGACAAUACCUUCUCGAAACAAACCUCCAAGACCGCCACAUUUGUGCUUCUGACGUACCCCACCGGUGCCCCUCCGCAGACUGCGCGUAACUUGCCCAACCUGCAGGCUGGUAACAGUGCGAGCGCCAGCAGGACGAGCCUGGGAAACAAGGGGGGCCCAAGUCCGAGCCUGAGGCCUAGCGCGGGCGAGUCGGUGGACAGUCUUCAUAGCCAGAAGACAAGGGGCCGGGCCACCUCCAACGCGCGAAGCGAGGCCGGCAUGUCGAUGACCUCUGGAAAUUAUCACACCGGUGCUCUACUGAAGAGGAGGCGCAAGAAGGGCCAGGGCUACGCGAGAAGAUUCUUUUCCCUCGACUAUGCGACCUGCACGCUUUCCUACUACCACACUCGGAACUCUUCAGCGCUCAGAGGAGCCAUUCCACUUAGCCUGGCAGCUAUUGCCGCAGAUGAGACGAGGCGGGAGAUUAGCAUUGACUCUGGCGCAGAAAUCUGGCAUCUCAGGGCCUCCAAUGAUCGGGACUUCACAGAAUGGGCGAAAGCACUGGAAAAGUCGAGCCGGAUCGCCCGGGGCUUAGAUCCAUCGUUCCUGGAGCCUGAGCCGGUUAAGAGACAGGUAACACGACGCUCCCUGCUCGCCGCCCCGAACAACCAGGAGGAGGAAGACCGUGAAUGGCAGCAGGUAGAGGCCUUGGUCAGUCGUGUCGUUGGGUCACGCGAUGCGCUCCGACGGCUCGUUAAGGAUAUGGCUGCUCAGAAGCACACACACGGCCCUCGGCCACCGUCGUCCCAUCUCUCUCCUGGGACCCCGACUGUAGCGGAAGAGGGUGACUACUUUACGCCUAUGCCAGAGAGGAAGCCAUUCUGGAAGAGGAAAUCUAGUGCCUCGAUAACGCCGGGCAUGCAACCUUCUGUUUCUUCAGCCUUGGCGGUACCGAGCCCGAACAGUGCCGCAACGGCGGUCGCUCCUAACGGGACGGCCAAAGAAGAGAAGAGGCGGUCGAAACCUUCUAUCCAGGAUGAGAGUACAACGGCAGAGCACUGCAACGCCCUACUCGGAGAUCUCGAUGCCGUCGUGGCAGAGUUCUCUAACUUGCUGUCCAACAGCAAGCGACGCCGGUUGCCGCCAGUGCAAUCUGCCGCAUCUCGUGUCAGCAUGGAGUCUACCACGUCGGAUGAGUUCUUCGACGCUGAAGAGGCUGGAGAUCGGUCGCAACUUCUCGUCAUUGAUCACCAGAGUGAGGAGGAGACGCCAGCCUCAGAAGUGGACGAGGCCGAGGUACAUGAUGCGUCGUCUGUUUCUAGCGUUGAUGGAGACGAGGACGUCGGCGCGGGUCGGUCAGAAAAUCAGGAUGACUGCUUCCCCGGCAAGCCGAAGUCGCUCACACCUCUACCUAUAACGGAUCAGGUUACGCGGCGCAAGACUAUCCCUCCGGCCAAGGUCUUGCCGCCCAGUCUGAUAGCUUUUGUGCGCAAGAACGUCGGCAAGGACCUUUCAACAAUCAGCAUGCCGGUCUCCGCCAACGAGCCCACAUCGCUUCUCCAGCGUGUUGCCGAGCAAUUAGAAUACGCGAAUCUGCUCGACCAGGCAACAAAACAGAUUCAGCCCAACGAGCGCCUUCUCUACGUCACUGCCUUUGCCGUGUCUCAAUUCAGCGGCAGUCGCGGCAAGGAGCGUGCCAUUCGCAAACCUUUCAACCCCUUGCUGGGUGAAACCUUUGAGCUCGUCCGUGGCGAGAACGAAGUGCCCGGUGGGCUAAGACUGGUUGUCGAAAAGGUUACGCACCGUCCCGUCCGCCUGGCGAUGCAGGCCGACUCGGCGCUCUGGUCCUUCGCACAGAGCCCUGCACCCACCCAGAAGUUCUGGGGCAAGUCUGCAGAGAUCACCACCGAGGGCCGCGUGCGCGUCGUGCUGAGGUUGCCGGACGGCACCGAGGAGCGGUACAGCUGGAACAUCGCCACGGUGUUCCUCAGGAACGUCGUCAUGGGCGAGAAGUACGUGGAGCCUGUCGGAAAUGACAUGCACGUCAUUAACGAAGGCACCGGUGCCAAGGCCGUCGUUGAGUUCCGCUCAAAAGGCAUGUUUGGCGGGCGAAGCGAGGACGUACAAGUCGAGACAUAUGACGCUGCCGGUACACAUACCGGCCUGUCACUGGCGGGUACGUGGACGAACUCCCUGAGGAGGGUGGAAGCGGGCAAGGCUGCCGGUGGAGAGAUCUGGCGAGUCGGGAGCCUGGUGAACAACUCAGCCAACACCUACGGCAUGACGACCUUCGCCGCGAGCCUGAACGAGAUCACGCCGCUCGAGAAGGGCAAGCUGCCGCCAACGGACACGAGGCUCAGGCCGGACCAGCGGCUCGCCGAGGAGGGCAAGCUGGACGACGCGGAAUUGUGGAAGGUCAAGCUCGAGGAGGGCCAGAGGUCCCGCAGGAAGGUGCUGGAGGACAAGGGCGUCGAGCACAAGCCCAAGUGGUUCACCAAGGUCGCGACCGUCGGGGAUGGCGAGGAGGUCUGGAGGCUCAAGGGUGGCAAGGACGGGUACUGGGAGGAGAGGGCCAAGGGGCAGUGGGCAGGCGUGGAAAAUAUCUUUGACGUGUGA
This is a messenger RNA of Diaporthe citri, 2976 nucleotides long. RefSeq lists its product as uncharacterized. The record is from RefSeq and is a predicted model, not a curated record. NCBI's taxonomy places the organism in Eukaryota, Fungi, Ascomycota, Sordariomycetes, Diaporthales, Diaporthaceae. Gene Ontology annotation, cellular component: cytosol; plasma membrane; perinuclear endoplasmic reticulum. Gene Ontology annotation, biological process: endocytosis; ER to Golgi ceramide transport; exocytosis. The coding region runs from base 1 to 2976 and encodes 991 amino acids. Gene Ontology annotation, molecular function: sterol binding. The transcript is spliced from 3 exons.